Strongylus vulgaris is the source of this 1602-nucleotide messenger RNA. The record is from the annotation of a GenBank genome assembly. Lineage: Eukaryota; Metazoa; Nematoda; Chromadorea; Rhabditida; Strongylidae.
AUGGGGAAAUUUCUGAGUUUGCUUGAGACUCCUGGAGAAAAGGCGACGAUUCUCUUUGGACGACAUGACGAUGAAUCGUUCGUCGGUUGCGUUGGCGAUGUAUCUUACAAUGGCGAACUACUCGAUUUUGCUAAGGCAAAAAUUCAUGAAGUUUCAUUGACUGGAUGUUCGUUGGCAGCUGAUGUGAUUAAAACAACAGUAACACCAGCGGAAACGACUGCCACAGCUCAGGCACCACUUGGUCUUCCAGUGAGUGAAGGAGUUACAAAAACAACAACAACAACACCAGCAACAACAACAACAACAACAACAACUACUACUACUACCACAACCACUACACCAGCUCCUACCCCAACGGAAGUUGAGCCAGAAACUACAAGUACGUUACCCACCACUAUGUCUUCGUCAACUACCACAAGUACUAGCACUACUACUAGUACCACUACUAGUACUACUACUAGUACAUCUACUCCUACCAAACCUACUACAACUACCAGCACAACAACCACAACAGCUCGUCCAAUUGUGCGACCUAAAGUAGUGGCAAAACCCGUAUUACCUAAAAAGUCGAAAAAUCUCACAAAAAUUGCCGAGAUGAAGAUGAGAACGACGGCAAUUUUGACGACAUCUCCUCCAUUAAAAUCAAUAGAAAUCCCGAUGGAACUGGACUCUACUCCAGAAGGGGCUAUGAAGAUUUUGGAGCCAACAAUAGUUCCUCAAGGCAAAGGCAUCCCAAUCCCUGAGGGUGCAUGUGCUUUGCGUCUGGAACCGCUAGAGUAUACCGAUGAAGAGGAUGGAAAUCGUUUCGGCCUGCAACCUAAUAGUCGUAUGGAGUAUGACAUAGUGCCCGAUUCGUUUGAUAAGAGUGGAACAUUCUCACUCCAACUUCGCGCUACUGCCUCAAAUGGUGUGAUCUUGUUCGCUACGAAUGAUAAGCACACUGAUCAUAUUGGACUGUUCUUGCUCAAUGGACGAGUUAUUUUCUCAUUUGAUACGGGAACUGGACAGACCGUUAUACGUUCAAACCGCUCGAUCCUUACCGGGGAAUGGCACAUUGUGAAGGCUAGUCGUCGCGGAAAUGAGGGCACUCUCAUCGUGGAUGACGAUUCAUCGGAAACAACGGGAGUUGUGUCAGCCAGUACGGAUGCUAUCGAUACCCAGCCACCAUUGUACUUAGGAGGUAUCCCGAAUGAACUAACCAGCUACGCUCGGACUAUCCUACCGGGUGUACGAUCCGAAUUUGGCGGUUGCAUUAGGGAACUGAAGUUGAACGAUAAGAAGUUCGACACCAUUGCGCGAGAACAUGGAGUUGGUGAAUGCAAGAAACACACAGAAAGUGGUCUUUACUUCGGAAAGGAGGGUGGCUAUGCAAUUUUGAAGAAGGAAUUCCAGGUCGGCCAAUCCUUCUCAGCCGAAAUGGAAGUGCGUCCACGUACGCAGAACGGCGUUCUAUUUUCUGUAGGUGCAGUAGAGUAUCUGACAGUGCAGUUUUUGAAUGGAUCAGUGAAGUUCACCGUGGACAGUGGAUCAGGACCAGAAUCUCUGGUCUACAAACCGGCUGCUCCAAAUGUUCUGUGCGAUGGUCAUUGGCAUUCAAUUAAG